ACUUUAAUGUGAAAGGUGGGAACAUCUGAGAAAACGGGUUCACUGCAUUGUGAUUCUACCUGUGUUGAAUCUCCACGUGUUGUGUAUCUGAUUUCUUCUGUAAACAUUUGAAGUUCAAAUUUCAUCAAAAGAAAACUUAUGAAGAAACAAAGCAAAGUUUUUUGUAAACAUUUUCUUUUUAUAAUUGUUGUUGACAUAACUCGCUGCAUUUAAGCCAAUGAAGAUCAAGUUACAAGUAUUUCAACCAAUCAAAACAAAGAAACAACAUUUGAAAAUUGUACAAUCCGCACAGCACAUGAACAAAUUUUUGUGAGAGGAAAAAUAACGCCGUCGCGAACUUGUCGAAAUGACGAAGUCAGAAAAUGGAAAAGUACAAUACAAUGCUUCCAACGAAGAUGUUGUAAUCGACGAAGGGGAGACAUUUAACGACGCAUGCUUACCGCAACUAUUGCGUUUACCGAAACAAACAUGGCCCAUAUUAAAUGCAGAAUUGUGCGAGCGUUUCUCCUACUAUGGUAUAAAAACUGUCCUCGUCAUUUAUUUGACCAAGUCGUUAAUGAUGUCAGAUUCAGAUGGUAAAGCAUACUACCAUGCUUUUAGUAUGGUUAGCUAUUUCACAGGUGUUCUCGGAGCUAUGAUGGCAGACAGUUUUCUCGGAAAAUACAAAACGAUCAUAUGGUCUUUGGUACUUUAUUCAAUUUCUGAAAUUGUUUUGACUUUAACGACAAUUCCUUCUAUUGGAAAAGGAAAUAGUGCAGGACCUCUGAUUGGUUUGUUUGCAACAGCUGUUGCUUGUGGUAACAUCAAACCAUGUAUGGCUGCAUUUGGUGGGGAUCAGUUCAAUCAGAAAGAUACUGGUUUGAUAUCCACCUUCUUCUCUCUGUUUUAUAUGUCAGUAAAUGUUGGAGCUAUGUUGACCAUGAUUUUUGUUCCAAUGAUAAGAACGGAUAUCAAAUGUUAUGGUUCUGAUUGUUAUCCUGUUGUGUUUGGUGUCAACUGCAUCGUCAUUAUCCUUGCUACAGUUUCGCUGUUUCUUGGGUCACCUUUCUAUGUCAAAAAAGAACCUGAAGGAAGUAUUAUGAUCCGAGUGUUUAAAAUUAUCGGGCAUGCUCUCUCACGAAAAAUGAAAUCCUCUGAAGAAACUUAUCAUCACUGGUUAUAUUACGCACAAGAUAAAUAUGACAAAACUGAAAUUGAUGAUGUCAAGUCACUUAUGAAAGUUCUUGUCAUGUAUCUUCCACUUCCGGUGUUUUGGGCUUUGUUUCAUCAACAAGGUUCAAGUUGGACUCUUCAAGCUACCCAAAUGGAUGGUGAUUUCGGUGGUGGUGUUAUGUUAAGAUCAGACCAAAUACAGUUUUUCAAUCCAGUCUUGGUUUUGAUUCUCAUUCCUGCUUUUAACAUUGUUAUCUAUCCCAUGUUUGAGCGAUGUCGACUAGGGUUAAGCCCUCUAAAAAAGAUGGUAGGAGGUAUGCUGUUAGCAGCUGUAGCAUUUGCUAUCACUGGAUUCAUGCAAAUCAAAAUACAAGAUGUGCAGUCACCACCUCCUGCACCGCCCGCGACAAUGACAAGUGUCGAUUUCAUCAAUGUCUCACCUUGUGAAGUUAUUGAGUUAAAUCCUAGCUCGUUUCUGAAAAUUUCAUUGCCGUAUGGACAGAACACCGGUCAUAAAAUUGGCCAAUCAGGCAAUAGAACGUUUAAGGUCAAAGGAACCAACUGUUUCAAAAAGGUGGAUUUCUACACGAAUGAAGUGACAGUUUCUUUGAAAGCUGGCGCAAGACAAACGGUUUUGUUAGAUAUUGCUGAUGACGGUAUGAUGGAAAGUACAGUGGUCGAUCAUUUAUUUCCUGCUGUUAGUGUAACAAAAGCUCACACGAGAGUAAGAACAUUUUACGUACCUUCAGGAAAUAUGUCUGAUCUUGUUCACCUUACGUACGAUCAUGUGAUUGAAAAGAAAGACAGUGUAGUGGUGAAAAACUUUACAUCAUACAAUGGAACGUACGAUUUUAUACUGGCUGAUGAGUAUCAACUUUUGGUGAGGCCAUGGAAUAGUCAAAAUGGAUACAACAUUAAGCUUCCUAGCGAAAAUCUGAAACUUGGAACUUUUGGAGCAUACACAAUUACAUUAAAAAGACCAAAACACCAGAAAUACUCGCGUGACUUGGUGGCACAUUUAUAUGAGGAUGUCGACAGCACAUCUGUGCACCGUCUAUGGCAACUUCCGCAGUAUGUUGUCAUUACAGCUGGUGAAGUCAUGUUUUCGGUGACAGGUCUUGAAUUUGCUUACUCUCAGGCUCCACCAAGUAUGAAGUCAGUUUUGCAAGCAUGCUGGCUGCUUACUACAGCUUUUGGUGAUCUUCUGGUGGUGAUCUUGUCUGUUGCUAAGCCUGUCGAUGGAGUGGAAAAAGAAAUGUUUUUAUACGGUGGCAUUAUGUUGGUCGUUGCUUUUAUAUUUGCUGUCAUGUCAUAUUUCUACACUUAUUCCGACUUCAGUGGAAACAUAACCACUAACCCGGCAGACGAAAAAGAAAUAGAAGAAUCAAAGUUAAAUUCGGCUGACUCGACUACGCACUUGUAACCCAAAAUGGUAACCAAAGCUGCUAGGCUUGUUUCGCGUGCGCGUUAAAUUAGAUUUGAUUUCGAAUGUCUUGCUUGUAUCAGAGCUUGCAAGGGAAGUUUUUGUGAAGCUUAACAAAAGCUGAAUGAAAGUUAAACGCGUGCUUUUCUUCAUAUACAUUGUGGUAUUUUCUAACUUGCUGCUCUCGACCGAAAGUAACCUUAUCUAUUUUCUAAUUUCUAAGACAGGGAUGACUUAAAGAACUUCGACUAUAGUAGUGUGUUAUCGUAGUUAUAAAUCUAAAUAUUUCAGCUGGUUUUGAUUUCCAGUGUUACAGUGUUAAAACCCAUUUUCAGGAGCAUUCUUCAGUGUUCUAAAUUGCAUGACAUUAUAGAUCAUUCUGAUAGAAGUGAGGCUAGAGCUUACUAAAUACAGCUGUGAAAAUGAAAAUAUAAGAGAGAUGCAAGAAUAAAAGGGAGGGUUGUGUAGAAAUUAUAAAUAUAAAGUCUAGAAUACGUUUAAAAUUUUUUUUUUUAUUGUAAUCUUAAAAUUUAUCGAUUAAUAUUGAAAUUAUAAAUGUAUAGCAAAGAUAUAAAAAACAUUGUAUAUAAAUUUGUAGUUUUAUGAUUCUAUUUUUAAAGAUGAGUUUAUAUCAUGA
Hydractinia symbiolongicarpus is the source of this 3212-nucleotide messenger RNA. RefSeq names its product peptide transporter family 1-like. Gene Ontology annotation, cellular component: membrane. Bases 347 to 2575 code for a protein of 742 amino acids. The record is from RefSeq and is a predicted model, not a curated record. Gene Ontology annotation, biological process: transmembrane transport; oligopeptide transport. The transcript has 24 exons. Lineage: Eukaryota; Metazoa; Cnidaria; Hydrozoa; Anthoathecata; Hydractiniidae. Gene Ontology annotation, molecular function: dipeptide transmembrane transporter activity.